CACCGACCCGCGUGGGCCGACGUCAUCCCGGUCGUCGCCGUCGCCGCCUCGUAGCCUCGUGGGGGGAGCGAGAAGAGAUAGAGGAGCAGCCCCGGCGCAUCUGGAUCCGCGCCGUAAAGCUGACUUCUUUCUCCGCCGCACGCAUCCUCCUCCCGGCGACCACCCCGGGGGCGCUAUAUCACGCGGCCGCCGCGAGGAGGAGCGCCCCGUCCCUUCUUCUUCUUCUUCUUCGUAGCAGCUUCAGCAGCAGGAGGAAGAUGGCGGCGGCGGCGGCGGCGAGGAAGACCGCCGGUGUGCUCGCGCUCUUCGACGUCGACGGCACCCUCACCGCGCCCCGCAAGGAGGUGACGCCGGAGAUGCUCGAGUUCAUGAAGCGCCUGCGCGAGAAUGUGACCGUCGGCGUGGUGGGGGGAUCCGAUUUGGUCAAGAUCUCCGAGCAGCUCGGCAAAUCAGUUAUCACCGACUACGACUACGUCUUCUCCGAGAAUGGCCUGGUCGCUCACAAGGACGGCAAGCUCAUCGGGACGCAAAGCUUGAAAACGUAUCUUGGAGAUGACCAGCUUAAGGAAUUCAUUAACUUCACUCUUCAUUACAUUGCGGACUUGGAUAUCCCAAUUAAAAGGGGUACAUUCAUAGAGUUCAGGAGUGGAAUGAUCAAUGUGUCGCCUAUAGGGAGGAACUGUAGUCAAGAAGAACGUGAUGAUUUUGAGAAGUAUGAUAAGGCACAUAACGUUCGGCCUAAAAUGGUGUCAGUGCUUCGCGAAAAGUUUGCACACCUGAACCUGACCUUUUCUAUUGGAGGGCAGAUCAGUUUUGAUGUAUUCCCGCAAGGCUGGGACAAAACCUACUGCUUGAGAUAUCUCGAAGAAUUCAAAGAAAUCCAUUUCUUUGGGGACAAAACCUACAAGGGUGGCAAUGAUCAUGAGAUAUUUGAAUCUGAAAGAACAGUUGGUCAUACAGUUACCAGCCCCAAUGACACGGUGCAGCAGUGCAAAUCCAUCUUCCUGUCGGAGUGAUCGCCAGACUACCGUGCCAUUUACACUCAUUUGUUCACCCGCACCCCUCGAACCGCUCGCCGUCUCGGAAUAAUUCCUUUAUAGAUCUCCCUUUGAACUCGGUACAUUUUUUGCGUUCCUCCCCGUUGGGUGUAGUUUAUCGCUAUUGUUGUUGUAAACAGAACUGGUAUUGGUAUACACAUGGUAUACAUACAUUCACAAACAGCGGAUUUUGUAUGCGCGCAUUUGGCGCAAAUGUAUGAGGGCAUGUUUGGUAGCCUGCGUGAUAUAAUAUAUUUCCUACUUGGCCA
This is a messenger RNA of Aegilops tauschii subsp. strangulata, 1306 nucleotides long. Its product is annotated as phosphomannomutase. Gene Ontology annotation, molecular function: phosphomannomutase activity. Gene Ontology annotation, biological process: protein N-linked glycosylation; GDP-mannose biosynthetic process; mannose metabolic process. NCBI's taxonomy places the organism in Eukaryota, Viridiplantae, Streptophyta, Magnoliopsida, Poales, Poaceae. Gene Ontology annotation, cellular component: cytosol. The record is from RefSeq and is a predicted model, not a curated record.